This is a messenger RNA of Galleria mellonella (greater wax moth), 488 nucleotides long. Its product is annotated as cuticle protein 19.8-like. The coding region runs from base 78 to 398 and encodes 106 amino acids. NCBI's taxonomy places the organism in Eukaryota, Metazoa, Arthropoda, Insecta, Lepidoptera, Pyralidae. The record is from RefSeq and is a predicted model, not a curated record. The transcript is spliced from 2 exons.
CUGUGAUCAUAUAUAUAUUGCUCAUGACAUACGAUCUGUAUCAUUCUGUUUCCAGAAUUUGACAGACAAACGCAACCAUGUACAAACUGUUCGUCUUAGCUGCCGUCCUCGGACUCGCCGCUGCUAAACCCGGUAUCUAUGGCUACUCUGCACCAGCUGUAGUUGCCGCCCCAGCACUGGCUGCUGUCGCCGCUCCCGCCAUCGCCGCCCCCGCCAUUGCCGCUUCCGCCAUUGCCGCUCCCGCAGUCGCCGCUCCACUAGCCGUUGCCGCUCCAGCCGUCGCCCCCCUUGCCUACUCUAGCUACGCUGCCGCCCCUAUCGCUUCCCUCGGAUAUAGCGCUGGUCUCGGAUAUAGCACUGGUCUCGGUUACAGUGGUCUUGGAUACUGGAAGAAAUGAAAAUUCUAGUCCCAAACCAAUUCAAAUGGUCAUUUGAUUCUAAACAUACCAAUAUUUAUGCCAUAAAAUAAAUUGUUUUCAUAGUCGAAA